AUGGAAUAUUUUAAGUUUACUCGUGCCACUGGCAAGUGGAUAAGUUCGUAUGAAAUGUUGAAAAUUCAUCGGGAUGCCAUUCUUUCUAAUUUAUCGACUUUAGUUGAAGAGACAGAUCUUAAUAAAUUAGUGCCGGAUUUAUUAAAUAAAAAUGUUUUUAACGAACGAAUGAUCAACAGGAUAUUGAAUCCAUCGCACAAUGGAAAAAGACAAAAGACGGAUUUAUACACUGAAAUAUUAAAAAGGGGACCAUUGGCUUUUGCCAAUUUAAAAAAUUCUCUCAAUUCGACUGGUCACUUGAAAUUGGCUCAAAUUUUAUCAGAAACAGAAAUGAAAUUCAAACAAUCUGAAAUAGGAAAUUCAUCGAUGACAUCACCUGAUUCAUGUUUGUUAAAAGAUGGAGGUUGCAUAUCGAUCGAUAGUAGGAAAAUUAAAAACGAAGAUUUUGUUUCUCACAAAAGCACUGAGAGUAAUCCGAGUGUGUCAUCCAACAACACGAGUAAUUUAGACAUUGUUAAAGAUCUCAACGAUUUCACAUUAGAUACCUCACAUGUGUGUACUCUGUCUCAAUAUCCAGAAUACAUGAAAGAUUUAGAAGAAGUUUUCGAAGGAAGCGAAUUUCCUUUUACUCACAACGUCAUAGCUUGGCCUAGCGAAAGAUUUCUUCCAGUUAAAGUAAAAUAUGCAUCGAAUUUUAAAGAACUCAAAGAUAUAGGUCCGCCAACGUAUAAAAUGGAUUCAAAUCCUCGAGGUUUCGCACUUAUAGUUAACAAUAUUGAUUUUGACGAUUCGGAAGAAUACAAGACUAGGUACGGCGCUGAUAACGAUGAAUAUAGGCUUAAAUUAUUAUUAGAACAAUUAUUUUACGUUGUAGAAGUGCAUAGGAAUAAAACUAAAAAGGAAAUGUUAGAAAUAACGAAUAGAUUUUCACAGAGGGACGAAUUAAACGAAUGCGAUUCUGUCGUUGUCACCUUCAUGAGUCACGGUGAAGAGGGUGACACGGAAGACAAUAGUAAAAUUGUAGGAAUCGAUGGUUUGACGGUUGCCAUCAAUGACAUCGUCGGGUAUUUUUACAACGAUGCUUGCAAAGCUUUGAUACACAAACCGAAAAUGUUUUUCUUUCAAGCGUGCAGGGGUAUUUUGGAGGAUACCGGAGUCGUUUUGGAAAAUUACAUUCCGACGAAUAGAAUCGAAAAAGACAGUAGAGAAGUACGAGAUCCACCGAGGAAAACUAAAAUAAGAUCCCAAUCUGAUAUAUUCAUUGCUUGUCCCGUUCCCCCGGGACGAAAAGCAAACAGGGAUAGAGUUACCGGAACUUGGUUCAUACAAACAAUAAUAGAUGUUUUUUCCGAACACUCGUGGAACACGCAUUUGGAAGACAUGAUGAAAAUGGUAAAUAAUUAA
Messenger RNA from Pediculus humanus corporis (human body louse), 1404 nucleotides. RefSeq names its product Caspase-3 precursor, putative. Gene Ontology annotation, biological process: regulation of apoptotic process; proteolysis. The transcript has 5 exons. The record is from RefSeq and is a predicted model, not a curated record. The coding region runs from base 1 to 1404 and encodes 467 amino acids. Gene Ontology annotation, molecular function: cysteine-type endopeptidase activity. NCBI's taxonomy places the organism in Eukaryota, Metazoa, Arthropoda, Insecta, Psocodea, Pediculidae.